CAAACAGCAUGUUGUUGAGCUAUCAUUGCAAUUUGUGGACACAUUGUUUCUCGUGGAAAAUGAAGGUUUAGCGUAUGCUACUCCAGGCUAUCACAGUUAGUUUCUUGUGAAGUCUACUCAGUCCGUGCAUAAAGGCAGACCGGGUUUGUUUACCUGCGGCACGGUCUCCUCUACAUGCAUCUGUCGUCGGAGAUAAGUUUCGUUUUCGUAGUAAACCGAAACACGCCAGAUGGAGAACUAGCGUUACUAAGGAAGUCAAUUGAUCAGACAGCAAUAAAACCAUCAGUUGAAGCGCACAGUGCAUUCGAAACAGCGACGUCAAAAAUAUGUGGGUCAUAUUUUCUCUCCAAAGAUCAUUCUGAAAGCUGAGAUUUCACUGGAGCAGAUCUUGCACAAAACUGAGGUCCAGUGAUAUUGUACAAUGGCGGUCUCUAAAGCUGCCAGGCGCUCAGACUUAAGCCCACUACUGAGGACACAUGAGCUGCAUGCUGCCUGCCGGUCUUGCUGCAAGAAGAAAGCAGAGAUCACAUUCUGUCUAGUGGAGCGUAGCCACCAAUGCCAAAGAAACAUUUUACUGGCAAAGCAGAUAGGAACAGACCAGUGGAGGCCAGUUAACCCUGUUCCUCCAUUUCCCAUACCAAUUAAAUAUGUGGUGUGUUGGAAUUUUAAGGAAGGAUCUGGAUGCAGGUCCCAUGGAACAAGAUGUUCGUUUGCAAGAAGCUCAGAGGAAGCCACCGUGUGGAACUUCUUGAAAAACUCCAGUCUGGGCUACAGUGAACUUAUCAACAUGUUAAAAUCUGGCACCAAGUCUCAAUCCCAAUCAGUAGAUCAAUGUGGAGGCACAGACAGUAUUCUUAGUCAGUUUCCGGGAAAGUUCUUUGAAUUGUGUGAGAUCUGCUUCCAUAGCAGUCCACAGCGGAUAUCCAGAAAAAGUGUUGUUGGACAUCCAUCACCAUGUUGCACCUCCAAGCAUCGCUGGAAACCUCUACUGGUUCACUGUAAGGAGACUCAGCAAAAUAUGGUGGAAUACCAUGAGAUAAGGCCGUUGCCCAAUAAAGCUUACUCUCAGUGGCGAUACUGUAGGUAUGUAGAGAGUGGACAGCCGUGCUGGCACGGCGCUCGGCGCUGCUGGUUUGCUCACAGUAAGGUGGAAAUGGCGGUGUGGACAGAGGAAAGCCAGAGGCCGUUUGAUCGCUCCAGAUUGCUGGGUAAUGAUGUGCCGAAGUCACAUGGAGCAAGGGCUAAUUCAGCAUCACCAGUGAAACAGCAGAAGCAAUCGCAGAGCAUGGAGGAGCACUACUGCAAGGUCUGCCAGUGCAAGUUCCGCUCACGGGAAGAAUAUAUGAACCACUGCUUCACCAGAGAACAUCGGCAACUUAUCUUUGAAGAUGGAUGCAGAAAGGGACAAUACAGAGACCCACCACAAACGUGUCAUUCCUUCAAAUUGUGUCAAAGGCCGUACAGCUGUGAGCAUGGCGACAGGUGCAUGGAGGCCCACUCUGUGGAGGAGCUGGAGGAGUGGCGCUCCAGGGCACGCGCUGCCAGGAAGAAGGCCAAUGCCGCUGAGGAGCAGGGCCUGCUGUCUUACCAGGACCGCUUACUGGAGGAGUUCAGGACCAGCACCAGUCCUGGCCACAUUAUAUCUGAAACUGUACGAGGAGUUACAACCAACUGUGAGUCAGACCUUUCCAUAUAUGUCCACAAGGAGAAGGUUCCAGUGAUGUGGAAAUUUAAAGUUGUCUCUAAGAAUGCUCUGGCUGAGAUCGCAUUGCUCAAACAGGAGCCAGGGGCUUCAUUCACCUUAGGUGAAAACAUCAAUGAACAUCGGACAUACUCCACAGGUGACUGGUACAUCUGUACAACUGAUGUACGGUCAAAGUAUUCCUAUGAAGUGACGGUGUCUUUCGUGUCUACCUGCCCUGGCGUGUAUGAACAGUGGCUAGUGUUUGACUUUGACACUCGGCCAGUUCUUCUACACAAGCUCUUGGUCAGAGUGGGUAUGCCACCCUCUUCCCAUAUAGAGAUUAGUGAGGAAUACCCAGUGCCCACACACUCUGUAGCUCCCAAUCUGAGGCUUUGGAACAGAGGGAUCAGGGUCAUUGUCCCAUACUUUAGCCGUGCUGAGGCAGAGAUACAGCUCCUGAAAGAGUUUAAGCCACCCGCCAUGAAUCCUCAGUAUUGCCAGCUGAUGGAGGACUGUGUUCCCAUUAACCAUCACAACUACAAGGAGAGAAUGCACAGCUUCUUAUACCAAGAGGAACAAGCUGAGGAGGAGAUAGUUUGCAGGCUCAAUCUUCAUGGGACCAUUACAUUGUCCAAUACGUUGAACGACGUACGCUUUGGGCUAAAAAUAGCUUGCGAUGGAGAGCUCUUUGGCACCCUUCCAGUGUGCCAUGCACUUACCCCCGACACCCCAGAGGGGUUCAUGCUGAAACGAGGGGUGGAGUCCGUCCUCGUGGGCGAGGUCACUGCAAAUGAUCAAGGCCAACAAGUCUACGAGGCGGUCAUCCUUAGAGACACAGCCAGUGUGAAAGAGAUACACCUGAGGCUGUCAAGAGAGUGCUGUUCAGACUUGGGCCUUCAAAAGAAUCAGACACGUGAGAUGGAGGUUCAGUUCCAGCUGAACCGUCUCUGGUUCUGUGAGAUGCACAAGGCCAUUGAUCUCCUUCCAGACCUUCAAUAUGUGCUGCCAGACUUUAGUAAGACAUGCGUUCCUGUACAUUCAACCAAAUACCCCUCAAUACCGCUCAAUGAAAAGCAACAUGCAGCCAUGAGCUUCAUUCUUGGAGACCCUGAUGACAGAAACAGUGUGGCCCCACUGCUGAUAUACGGGCCCUUUGGAACUGGAAAAACAUAUACUCUUGCAGAAGCUACAGUGGAACUAAUGAAAGAGGAGCAUAACAGAGUCUUAAUCUGCACACACACAAACAGUUCUGCUGAUCUAUAUGUGAAGGACCAUUUCCAUAAACACAUUGAAGCCGGAAAUCUAAAAACAAAACCUCUGCGGAUAAAAGCAAAAGAAGUAUCUCCAAUAAGCACUCAUCACAUCACAAGGGGCUACUGCCUUCUAACCGAAGAUGGCCAUUUCAAAUUCCCCGACAAAGAAACAGUGGACUUGACAAGAAUUGUCAUAACAACCACUGGAGUGGCUCGGCUUCUCCAUGACCUGAAGCUCCCCAAAGACUACUUCAGCCACAUCAUGAUUGACGAAGCCUCUCAGAUGUUGGAGUGUGAAGCCCUGAUGGCUCUUGGCCUGGCAGGCCCUAAGACUCGAAUAGUUCUGGCUGGAGAUCACAUGCAGAUGGGGCCAAAGCUCUUCUCUGUGGAGGAUGACAAGCGCUCAGACCACACGCUGCUCAAUCGCCUCUUCUACUACUACCAGUCCGAAAAGAAAAACGUUGCCUUGGAGAGCAGAAUAAUUUUUAAUGAAAACUACCGUUCUACCAAGGGGAUUGUGGACUUUGUGUCUACUUACUUCUACUUUGACAAAUGUCAAAAGAAACAACAAACAACAAACGGAAUCAAGGCCAGUGGAAAUGUUGCUGCUCACCCUACACAGCACCCACUGAUGUUCAGUCAUGUCCGUGGGGAAUGCCAUCUAGACACAACAACCAUGUCGUGGUACAACCCUGAGCAGAUAAUAGAUGUUGUUCAGAUUGUUCAAGAUCUUCUGUACAACUGGCCGGAAGAGUGGAAACAAUCAGGUAUUCCACCUGAUCCAUCAACUAUCUGUAUUCUCUCACAAGGAACCCAGGUUUUCCACCUCAGGACAAGUUUAAAACAAGUACAUUUGCGCAGCGUCACAGUGGAGAAUGCUGAAAAUGUUCAAGGCAAACAAUUCAGAGUGAUCAUAAUAGUCACAGUGCACACGAGAGACACAUUAAAGCCAUCGGCUUCCAGCUGCCUGGAGUUCUUCAAUGAUGCUCGUGUUCUUAACACAGCCAUGACCAGAGCACAGUCUCAGGUGAUAGUAGUGGGAGACGCUGCUGCUCUCUGCUACUUUGGGAGAUGUGCCAAAACAUGGAGAUGUUACAUAGAGCACUGCAUUGAAAAUGGCAGUGCUAAGCCUGAGCAUCUGAACAAGGACUUUCUAAACCAAGAGGUAACAGAGAUCUCCAGAUUUCAGAUUCCAUCACAGGAAGAGGAUACCAGCGAUACUGAUUCAACAACAUCAGAAAUGCCUGACAUUGACCCAAUUCUGCAAGAGCUGCUUGAUGAGAGCAAUGAUUGGAAAGUUAACGUGACAGAGGAAGGCUUGUUAGAUAUUUUCAAAAAUGACCACCCUGACAAGACACCUGAUGACAAUGAAGAGAAAGACCAUGGGGACCAAAGUGAUGAAGAAAAUGAGUUUCCAAGCAUUCCAAAUACAAAUGGUAUACACAAACGCUGCAUAAUUGUGAUGGAAAUAUAUCACUCAGCGUAUGCUAUACCACUCGAUGAACCAACUUCAAGGAUUAACAUCAAGGGGAGGAAAAAUUUUCACUGCUGUUUUCCUGGUGAUGAGGUACUUGUUGAAGUGUUGAGUGAAGAAAGUACACCACCCACUGGAAGAGUGCACAGAAGAGUUGGGACAGCCUCUCUACUCAACAAAAAGUUUGUGUGCACCAUUGAUAAAUAUGACAACCAAGUGAUGAUCCCGAUAAAUAAGUGCAUAUCCAAAAUUUACACUCCAUUUUUUAAGUAUAAACCUCAUCAUAUUGCUGUGCGAAAAGGACCAAAAGACCUUAGACCUCAGGAAUUUGUAAAGAUUAAUGAGGAAACUAAGAGGAAUCUUUUUGUUGUCCAAUUAUUGAGGUGGGGAGAGAAUUUUCACUAUCCCCUAGGCAUUGUUGUGAAAGUCCUUCCAAAAGUGACAUCUUUGGAAGAUGGUCUGCAGGUAUUAAACACAGAAUAUCAACUCUCGAACAGUCCUUCACUCUGUGACCAAGAAAUGAUCAGGCUUCAGGAAUGCUCACAAGAUUUCCGCGGACGGAAAGAUUUCCGUAGCAUCAUAACAUUCACAAUAGAUCCUUCACACUCUCGAGACCACGAUGAUGCGAUCAGUGUAAGAGAUCUUGGCCCAGAUUAUGAAAUAGGGAUUCACAUAGCUGAUGUUGCACACUUUGUGCCCAAGGGAAGUGGACUGGAUGAAUAUGCUAAAAAGCAAGGGCUUGUUUUCUACCCACCUGAAACUACCGGUACACCUGUGUACAUAUUCCCGAGAGAGCUCAGUGAAGAUGUGUUCAGUCUUCUUCCUGGUUGUGUUCGACACACCAUUUCACUGAUGGUGGUCAUCGAUAAGAAAACGCACCACAUAAAAUCAGCAGAUUUUCACCUCUCCGUCAUUUGCUCCAACAGAAAAUUGUCCUAUGAUGAAGCAGAGGAGAUCCUUAAAACAUCUAGGACCAAGGAUUCAAGCGGUGAGCCAUGCUUUAACACAGUGGAAGGCUGCCUACUGAUAGCAUCCCACUUUUCAGAAGUUCACAGGAAGGACAGGAAGCAGGACGACUGGUGCUACAAGACACCGGAUGAAGACACAAUCAUUGGCAGCCGUCAAUCUCACAGGGUGGUGGAGGAGCUGAUGAUCCUGUUUAAUCACAGUGUUGCUCAGCUGCUACUCAACAUUGAGAAGACAAAGAGCUGUGUGCCACUGAGGUGUCAAGAAAGACCAGACAUGACUGGCCUUGGGCAGCUACGGGAGCGCUGCAGUCCAUGGCUCCCUCUGUCCAUUCAUUUGUCUCACCUUAUGGAGGAUGAAGGAGGUCUCAUGAGUCUUCCAGAGGCUAGCAGAAGUGUGUACAGCCCUGGAAGUGGUGCACGUCAGCAAUGUGAUGCAGACAGCUCAUCGUUUCUUAGGUAUACCAGUUUGGAACCUGACACCUUUUCAGUACUGACAUCGCUUCUUGAGAAUCUUCAAACGGCAGGCAAAGAAGGAGACAUCCAAAGAAUAGUUGAUCUCAUCACUACUGAUGACGUACAUCCACAAUUGCUGCCCAUCGUCCGUGCAUUCCGGAAGCUCAUUCGCAGAGCCCAUGUUAUUCGCUCCAACUCAACUCUCACCUCUAGAGUCGGGCACUUUGAUCUUGAUCUGGACUGCUAUAGCUGGGCCUCUUCACCAAUUCGCCGUUAUUUGGAUAUCAUCACCCAGAGGAUUCUCCACUCUGUUCUCGAAGGCAAAGAAAUCACAUAUUCACCCAUUGAAAUUGAUCAGGCCUGUGUCAGCUUUUCGCUACAGUUUGACAAGGGGACCAAGUAUGAGAGGACGUCCAACAGCCUAAACUUUGCUUCUGAGUUAAUUGAACAAAGUGCAAGGAAGAUUGCUUACAUCACCGAUAUCCCGCCAAAUGGCAACAGUUUUCGGCUGUCAUUUCCACUGCAACGAAAGUCAAUGUGUGAUGAUGUGGAUAUCAUGUACAGGGACCUUCACUUAGCAGAUCAGCCAUGGUAUGAUGGAGAGCAAAACUGUCGUGUGAUUAAAUGGUCUCGAAGGGUGUACUCAAUGUUGCGGGAUGACAUCCACUCUGAGCUGGAAAGACAAGUUUCAAAUUCUUUAAUCACACACGUGUCGAGAGAGGCAUGGAUAUGUUUGUUGUCCACCAUUAGGGAAGAAAAGUGGGAGGACAUGCUUCAACAUCUCCAGGACGUCACCUCAGAAGUAAGGCAGGGGGGCACUUUCAGUUCCACAGAGUCAUGUGAGGACACAGUAGAUUGCAUGAAAGGUCAUUUUGUUGAGUUGUCACUGAAACUCAAGCAAGGUGACACCAUUGAGGUACAACUGGGAACAGACACAGUAAGGGGACUGCUGGUUCCAGCUGUCCAGCUCCUGAUUGUGAACCCAAACUUUGAGAUUUGCUUGGAACACACCAAGAACCCAAUCGAAUGUUUCUCCAGAUAUGCUCUUCGUGCCUCCAAGGACGUAUAUUCCACAUACAAUGAAUACCAAAAAAUAUGGAUGCCCCUGUGUGAAAUGGAGUCUGCUUGCAACGCCGUAGCGGAAAAAGAAAGCAUUGUCUUGGAAGAUGUUGAGCUUACAUGGACACAAGUUCAAAAAGAUCAUAAUCUGCAAGGAUUUUUCCAGCUUCCGCUUGAGAAGAAGAAACAGUGGUCUAUUGAAUGCGACUUCAGGAAGUGUUUCUUGUGUAUCCGUAUGAGACGACCUGACAAUGAUUUCCAACCGGAGAAACAACAUGGUGAUAAGAGACUAACAGAGGCUAAAUACCUAGACCUCACAAGUAUGACCAAUGUCAUCUGGAUUGCUCAUGGUGUAACCACUAAAACGAAAGAGGAAGAGAAAACGAAAGAGGAAGAUGAGGACGAAGAUGAGAAAAGCAUCAAGAUACACUUCCGCAUCAAUCACUUACCCAUGGCCAAUAGACCACAGAGAAUCUUUUUGGAGGGUACAAGAUUCACUGUAGAGUUGAUUCCUAAACUCCUCCCAGAUGUGAGAAAAGAGGAGGCCAUUAAGCGCCUAACAAAGGCAAAUCAACUAGUGAAGGACAUUGCCCUUGGAAAACAAAUCCAUUUAGAGGGCAUUAAAAUCAUUGUGAGCAAAAGUGGGACAUUUGACAUGGAGAAUCAUCGUUCCUUUGAUUUCCCACCUUUGAACACAAGCCAGAAUGAAGCCAUAAGAGAGACUCUUCGGAACCACUUCACCCUUAUACAAGGACCCCCAGGAACUGGGAAAACUGUUGUCGGAGUCCACAUUGUUUAUUGGUUCUUGAAGCAGAGUCAAAUGCAAAGACCAAGACGCAAUAAAGAGGAGAGUGAGAAGAAGAGAUGUAUUCUGUAUUGUGGUCCGUCUAAUAAGUCUGUCGAUGUAGUUGCAGGUCAACUUCUGAAACUGAGUGCUGUUCUGCGGCCACUGAGGGUUUACAGUGAGCAGAUGGAGGUCAUGGAUUACCCUUACCCAGGCAGUAGCCUGAAGCUCUCCCGCCAUUCGCUUAGGGGAGGGAAACCCAACGAAGAUCUCAGAUCCAUAACCUUGCAUCAUCGGAUGCGGAAGGCAGAUAAUCCACACUCAUCAGAGAUACGGGCCUUUGAUGCACGGAUUAAAAGAGGAGAAAACCUUACUGAGGAUGAAAUCAGAAGCUACAAACGUGUCCUAAAGAUGGCCAGGAAGCAUGAACUGUUGAAGCAUGAUGUCAUUCUCUGCACAUGCACCGCUGCGUCCAACCCAAACUUUGGCAUUGUCAAACUGCAGCAGAUCAUCAUAGACGAGUGCGCCAUGGCAACAGAGCCGGAGGCUCUCAUCCCCUUAGUCACCCAUCAGCCUGAACAGAUUGUCCUUAUUGGCGACCACAAGCAGUUGAAGCCUGUCGUCACUUCUGAUGUGGUGGAAAGAUUGGGUAUGAGCAAGUCUCUUUUUGAGCGGUAUAUGAAGAAAGCCAUGAUGCUUGACAUCCAGUACAGAAUGCAUGAAGACAUCUGUGAGUUUCCUUCACAGCAGUUCUAUGGUGGGAACUUAAAAACGGGAGAACGCCCUAAUGCAAAGCCGAGUGUACUGCUGACAGCAUCACAGCAUCCAACCCCUAUCUUGUUUGGGCAUGUUGAAGGCAAGGAAGUCAGUCUGAUGGUGGCAACAGAAAAGGGGAAUGAGAAUUCAAAGGCUAACCUUGAAGAAGCUGAACAAACGGUCCAGCUUGCAACUCUGCUGAUAAAUCAGUCAGGAAUAGAUGAAGAACACAUUGCCAUUCUCACACCCUACAACGCACAGGUGGCUAAGAUCAAAGAGACUCUCUUAAAGAGCGGCAUCUACCAUGUCACCGUCAGCACCAUCAUGAAGAGCCAAGGAAGUGAAUGGAGGUAUAUUAUCCUGUCCACUGUGCGAUCCUGUCCAAAAUCCGAAAUUGACAGUAAACCAACUAAAUCCUGGCUAAUGAAAAAGCUUGGAUUUGUUAUGGAUCCCAAUCAGGUUAAUGUGGGAAUCACAAGGGCACAGGAAGGCCUUUGCAUAAUUGGAAACCAGACUCUUCUGCAGUGCAGCUGCCUCUGGAAGAGGCUACUGAAUCACUACCAAGAAAAGGGGUGUGUUGUCAAUCCUGCUCAAAGCAUCCGCGUGCAGAGGAAAAUAAAUUGAAACUAACAACAAGGUCUUCAAAACCAUUCUACUUAAAAAUGAUGCUCUCCCUGCAUCUGUAAACAAUGAAAGCACAUGGACCAUCUGAAUCAAAACCAAAUGAUUUGCUGAGUAUUAAGUAAUAAUUUAUAUGUAUUUUUUAUGUCUAAAUAAUAAUGUACAGAUUGUAAAGACUGAUGAAUUUUGAGAUAUUUUUUACAUUACAUGAUGUCGCUUAUUGUGUUUUAAAUAUUAGUAAAUUGAGUAUGUAAUAGAUUGUUUUGAAAGGUUAAUGUUGUCUUACUGUAUUCUUUAAGAAACAAAAUAUUUAGCAUUUUGUUUUAGCACUUUUGGAGGUCACUGUCUGGAGGCAACUUUGAGCAUUCCAGGGCAUUUUUUCAGAAUUGCGGGUGCAAAAAAAUGCAGUUUGCAAAUCUGUUAAUGAAUGUCCGUAACUUGCUUGUUUUAGAUGUAUUCCAGUUGUCAUUGACAAUGCACAUGGUUUGUUAUGACACCUGAAUGAAAAGCAUCUGUUUUUGCAGAUGAACUCUGCACCUUAAGUUUACUUGUUUCCAUAUACCCAUACUUCUGUAUUAUAUACUAUGAUUUAUGACAUGACAUCUAAGUAAAUAUUAACUUCUUUAA
This is a messenger RNA of Alosa sapidissima (American shad), 9679 nucleotides long. RefSeq names its product helicase with zinc finger 2a (gene helz2a). Bases 422 to 9055 code for a protein of 2877 amino acids. Gene Ontology annotation, molecular function: ATP hydrolysis activity; metal ion binding; 5'-3' DNA helicase activity. The record is from RefSeq and is a predicted model, not a curated record. The transcript has 21 exons. Lineage: Eukaryota; Metazoa; Chordata; Actinopteri; Clupeiformes; Clupeidae.